AUAACUAUUAAGGACAUUAUGCUGAAUCGAAAUUAUGGUAAACCUUUUUCUUACCGUUCCUUUUACAAAUCCCUCUACAUGAAGGGCUUUAAAAGGCGAAAGACGAAAGCCCGUCGCUUGCAGCAACGUUUACGCAAACUUUUGGAACGUGAAGGCAGUUUACUGCAGAAGAUCCCCAAAUUGUCCCUCCAUCAGAGCAGAUUCCUGCUGGCUGAAUGCAUUCAAUUAUUACAGCAACAGAGCCGACAUCUCCAAAACAAUUUCCAUCACGAUGAACGCAACAACAGAAAGCUGCAGAUAAUUUCACGGAAAUUAGGACGUCAUAGAUCUGAAAGCAUUAUUCUCAAAAACUCUUUAAACAACUUAAGAAGAACAUUUUAUGAGCAUGGGAUUGAAAAUACAAUAGAUAACAAGGGAGCAAUUUUAAAAUCUCAACUUAAAGAAUUGAGAAUGUUGACAAAAAGCAAUUUAAAAGAAGCUAAGCAAUGUUUUCGAUUGACAAAGGAUAUUAUGGUAUAUAAGUUAAGACACGUGAGGAGGAAAAGUAGGUCGAAAAAAAAAAGUGAUUUCGAAAAAGCAAUCGAUCAGUUCUUCAAUGCCAUUAAAAUUCAUAAGAAAAUCAAAACACAACAGAUUAUUAAUGACUUUGUGUCAAAGCCCCGAUCAAAAGGGCCCUAUGAGGUAUCAUCUGUUUCAUCAACAAAUCAAGAUCUAGAGACAAAAAUAUUAAAUAAAUAUCAAGCUGGAAAAAAAGCUAUAAUAUGGUCACAAGAAACAAACCUAAUGAAAAAAAAAGAUAGUGAUUUACCUAAUGAGAAUUUGAAGGACUCCAACAUCAAUUAUUCAGUGUAUCAGACAAAGGGUUAUAUCAAAGACUUACCAGAAUCGAAGGUACCGAUUAAAGUUUUUCCCCGAAAGAAUAUCGACAAAGAAGAAAAUUUGCACAGAUAUUUCAAACCAAUUCCCUAUGACGAUAUAAAAGAUAAGGUAAAAAGGAAUAACAAAAUUGAGACAAAAUUAAAAAAAAAAAAAAGAAUACCAAUAGAAGUAUGGCAACUAAAGAAGGAGAAGAAGGAUUUCCUUACAAGGAGGCAAAUCAACUUCAAAAUAAAGUAAAAACUAAGUUGAAGAGUAAAUUUCCCAAGAUUAAAAUGUGGCUGGGAAGUCACAAAAGGGCCCCAAGAAAA
Molecule: messenger RNA, 1187 nt
Organism: Drosophila rhopaloa
Lineage: Eukaryota; Metazoa; Arthropoda; Insecta; Diptera; Drosophilidae
Exons: 1
Coding region: 19-1116 (365 amino acids)
Source: RefSeq, a predicted model, not a curated record